AAACCUGCCUAAACCUGCUUUUUUUCCCUUCUGUGCCACACUGACCAGCCAUACUCACCUGACCUGUUGAAUCACCUGCACUUUUUGGUCAUUAAAUCUUUUUUUUUUUUUCAACUUCCUCCUGUUCACGUGUCUGGCAGUCUGCAUUGUGGGUCCAGUUAAAAGCUAAUGCUAAACCUAACAGUAUAGAAUUUAACCUCAACCUUAUGUACUGACAGCCCCUAUAAAAGCCUGCUCAGAGGCUAAACUGAAAGUAUUCUCUGUACAACAGCAGAUGAAGAUGUUGCCUCUCCUGAUACUGGCUGGUUUGCUAUUUAAAGCCUGCACGUCACAGAUUACUGGUUAUGGAAAUACAACAGCUGACUACGGCAGCAAUGCGCAUUACAGGUGUGCAGUAGCCAACCCUACAGGUGUGCUCCAGGUUACAUGGCAGAGGCUUUUCAAAGACGAGUCCAUUGAGAAUUUGGCAUCCUACAGCAAGCGGUUUGGACAGCAAGUAAAUGAUCCUUACAGAGGGAAAGUGAUUUUCACAGAGGCGUCUCUCAACUCGACAUCAAUUACUCUGGCCAGUGUUACAUGGGGGGAUGAAAGCUGUUAUAUUUGCUCUUUCAACGUGUAUCCCGAUGGGUCCAAAAGAAAGCAGACUUGCCUCACGGUGCAAGGGAUAUCCAGGUUUAAAACAGAAGUGCAAGCUCCCAGCAGUGAACAGGACGAAGAAUACGUGAAGGUUGUGUUCAGCUGCUCUGCUACAGGUAAACCAGCUCCAACCAUUCAGUGGGACUUCUCACCUAGUGCCACCCCGGCGGACCAACCACAGACUGCUACAGUAACAAACAGUGACCACACGUUUACCAGCAGCAGCAACAUCACUCUGCAAGUGCCCUCAAACUGGGAAGGAAAUGUGGAUUGUCUGCUGAACACUGGAGUGACGGGACAGAGGCGGGAGAGGAUUCCCUUUUCUUUACAGAAGAAGAACAACAACAAGAAGAAGGAAGAAGGUCUAACCUCUCUGAUAGAAACCCAGCAGACUGUGAUGGCAGCAGUGGGAGAAGAGGCUCAGUUAAACUGUCAGCUGAUGCAAUCUAAAGAUGUUCUGCAAGUCACAUGGCAGAAACGUUUACCUGAUGAGGACAAGAAUCUAGCUACUUACAGCAACGAAUUUGAUAAAUGGGUGAAUCCUGACUUUAGAAACAAAGUGGAGUUUAAAGCUGCUGGACUGCAGAACAGCUCCAUAGUCAUCAGGAAGGUGACGGAGCAGGAUGAAGGAUGCUAUCACUGUUUGUUUAACACCUACCCUGAAGGUGCUCUCACUGCUACAACCUGCCUCCAACUCUAUGAGCUGCAUGAAGCCAUUCUCCAUGUUGGAGAAUCCAACUCUCCUGAAGAGGCAGUAGUGUCCUGCUCGGCCACAGGUCGACCUGCUCCCACAGUUACACUGACUGUCCCUCACCACAACUCUUCCAGUGUCACCAACACCAACGGUACAGUCACUGUCACCACUACAGCUGUGCUGCCUCGUCUCCAUGACAACAGCACACAGGUUGGAUGUGCAGUGCGAGUGCUCUCUGGUCCUCAGAUAGAGGUGUUUACCAUGAUUCCUGAGAUCAGACAGCCGUCUGAUGGUUUUGAUGAGAAAUCUAGGUCUGAUAACAGUGGUCACAGUCUAACCUCUCUGAUAGAAACCCAGCAGACUGUGAUGGCAGCAGUGGGAGAAGAGGCUCAGUUAAACUGUCAGCUGAUGCAAUCUAAAGAUGUUCUGCAAGUCACAUGGCAGAAAAUUUUACCUGAGGGGGAGAAGAAUCUAGCUACCCACAACAAAUACUUUGGUCAAAGAGUGAAUGCUGGUUUUGAAGAGAAAGUGGAGUUUAAAUGUGCUGGACUGCAGAACAACUCCAUAGUCAUCAGGAAGGUGACGGAGCAGGAUGAAGGAUGCUAUCGCUGUUUGUUUAACACCUACCCUGAAGGAGCUCUCACUGCUACAACCUGCCUCCUACUUUAUGAGCUGCAUGAAGCCAUUCUCCAUGUUGGAGAAUCCAACUCUCCUGAAGAGGCAGUAGUGUCCUGCUCGGCCACAGGUCGACCUGCUCCCACAGUUACACUGACUGUCCCUCACCACAACUCUUCCAGUGUCACCAACACCAACGGUACAGUCACUGUCACCGCUACAGCUGUGCUGCCUCGUCUCCAUGGCGACAGCACACAGGUUGGAUGUGCAGUGCGAGUGCUCUCUGGUCCUCAGAUAGAGGUGUUUACCAUGAUUCCUGAGAUCAGACAGCCGUCUGAUGGUUUUGAUGAGGAAUCUAGGUCUGAUAACAGUGAUGACAAUUUCACUUUGAUUAUUGUGUUGUCUGUGGUAAUGGCCGGUGUUUGUCUUGCUGCAAUCAUCACCGUCUGGCUCAUAAGAAAAUAUUGGAACUGUCUGUCACACAGGGACUCUGAGGAGAACAAGACACCUCAGAAAACAACUAAAGAUCACCAUGAGCCCAAAACACCUUUAAUGAGUCUAGUGAAUGAGGUACGGCAACGGGUGUCUACUGGGAGAAAAAAACAUCACAUCUACCCUAAAGUAUCAUCUCCAACAUUAAGUCGCAACUUAUUUAGUGACACAGAAUAACCCACAAGGCCGAAGUCCCUGAAUGAAGACAGUUGGACUUGAACAAAACUGCCUCAAAGCCUGAAAACAUGUUUAAGAUCAAUUUUCCAAUACGGCCCACAGGACACGUCUGUCCCAGUUCAUAGAUAAUUAUUCCAGCAGAUCACAGAGAUUCAUGUACACUGUAGAUUUGGUCUUAAUGUUUUCAUACUUGAAUUUAUUUUAGCAUUUGACUUAUGUUUUUAUGUAAGCAUUUUGUAACAUCUGUAAUAUAAUUAAUUUGAUAAUUUUACACCAAUUUACUGUUAUAUAUGUAUAUAUAAAUUCACUACUGCUUCUUUUUGUUUUGUUUUUCACGUGAACUGAAAUAUAGCAAAGAUGAAAUUCCAGGGGACUGUAAAUAUGCUGAAUAUGAAUAUAGAAUGUGUAUGAAUCUUGCGUCAAAGGAGCAUUUAACAAAAU
Sander lucioperca (pikeperch) is the source of this 3055-nucleotide messenger RNA. RefSeq names its product immunoglobulin superfamily member 10-like. The coding region runs from base 275 to 2614 and encodes 779 amino acids. Gene Ontology annotation, molecular function: cell-cell adhesion mediator activity. Lineage: Eukaryota; Metazoa; Chordata; Actinopteri; Perciformes; Percidae. The record is from RefSeq and is a predicted model, not a curated record. The transcript has 14 exons.